This is a messenger RNA of Amoebophrya sp. A25, 1447 nucleotides long. NCBI's taxonomy places the organism in Eukaryota, Dinophyceae, Syndiniales, Amoebophryaceae. The record is from the annotation of a GenBank genome assembly.
GUUGGUAGUUCGAGGAACACAUUAGAAGUUUGCAGUCUUUUCAAUGCGCACAAAUUUUAGCUUGAUCUGCCAUGUUUUCAUCAAAGACCUCCACGAUACAUAGUAGUGUCCUUCGAAGAUGUAGCGCAUUUCAAUAUGACUCACAAUUAUGACGCUCGGAGGCAGUUUUCCGAGAUGGGCACGCACUUCAGUUUCAGCGGCACGGUCACUAACACGCCAUGGUGCGCGGAUGCCUGCGCAGCCCGCCGACGGGGAGGUCAUGCAGUACGGCGGCCAAGCCGGCUUGAUUGAUCGGCGGCAGACGCAAGCAGAGGGCGUUCAGUGGUUCCUGCAGUUGGCAAAAGACCUUGCGCCAGAAUUCGAGUUCUACGAACUGCCGCGCUUUUCGAGUUGCGCUCUUCUAAUCCGACGACGCACCGCGUACGCAAGAACACCCUUCGAAGGGCUUUGGAGCCCGCUGCAGGUCCGAGCCUCCAUAUGCAGGGAAAGGGAUUCAAGUGUCGUGGACAUGCAAGACUCGAUGCCUUUGGAUGCUUUCCCCGGGAAGAGGCGGAGGGCUGUAUACUACGUGAGUAACCGUUCCUCGUAUCGAACAUUUCCGGACGCGCCGUGCGUAGUGAUGUCACCGUUGUCGUAUUCCUGCUUCGUUUUUUCUCGGUCGGGGAGAACAUCGAAGCUACGCGCGAAACCUGGCGACGCAAACGAAAUAGACCUACGUAGAUCGUUGGACGCAUUGGGGAUGUGGCUCCGCUCCGUUUACGCUUUUAAAACUCCACCAGCGUGUCUAACGGGGUCCUUUGAUGAGUUUUUCAUAAAUUCGACCAUGAGCGCUGCCCUGAGAAAGCAUCGAACAUUCUUACUCCAGUUGUUGCAGCUUCCCCUUCUGCAGAAUGUGCAUUGUCGUCGGCAAAGCGACUGUACAGCGACUGCUGCUGCUUGGAAUGCAACCUACUGUGACCGCCGAUUGUUUGUUCGAGGGCCUAUUAAGAGGGCGGACUCUCGCGUUCAGGAUGGGUUGCGGCGACUUUACUACUCUAUGACACGUAGAGGAGGGCAUGCGCUGCCCAGGAAUGCCUGUGGUAUAGAUUACUUCGUCGUCAUGCUGGAUACAAUCGAAAGUCCGACGGCUCUCGGUGGGAUUGGCGUGAUUCCCCUUGCUGCUACUAGACCGGGGUUUCUCUUAAAAGAAUCUCCGGCUGGAGAACCUGCGAUGCUAAAACAACAAGUGAUCAUGGUACUUGAUGAAAAUAACAUUAUCGUCGGGGGAGAUUGCAAGGCGCAUGCAUCCGAAUUUUUCUUCUUCUUUUCCCAGAAGCUCGUUUCCAAUCGCAAUGUACUGGAGGUGGAACUCGCAUCUUUUUUCACUAGAAUUUUCACGAAAUGGGACAAUUGCACAGUUUCGAAAGACCAUGAAAACAAGGAUGGACAAUAAUCUCCAUUCCGCAAC